AUGCUAAAAGAAGUCCACCACAAAUUCCUAAUCUCCGGUCAUACUCACUUGGAAGCAGACUCGAUUCAUGCUUCAAUAGAAAAAGCUAAAAAGCACACAACAAUGGAUAUAGAAAUACCCAGAGACUGGUCCACUCUGGUUCGCAGCAUUCAGCGAAAAGGAGGAAUUAAAGUCAUUGACAUGUCUCAGGAUGAUUUUUACAAUAUAAGCGCUCUUCAGAAAGCGUAUUUUGUGAAUAGAAAGAAAAACGCGGACGGAGAGCAAAUGUCUUUUUUGAAAGCAAACUAUUUCCUCUACACGAAGGAAAACCCUGGAAAAAUUUUCUACAAGGAAGGCUUAUUGGCAAAAGAAGAUUUCAAAGUCUGGGAUAUAACAAAGAAGAAAAAAGGACAGCCAGAUGAGACACAACUCGUUUUGGAAAGGCUACAUAAUUCGUACCCGUUGCCUCUUCCAAAAAAAAAAUUGGACGACAUUAAUACGUUAAUACAAUAUAUACACCCAAAUUGUCGGCUUUUUUAUGCUAAUCUCAAAUCAGAAGAAACAGCUGCCGAUGAAGAUGUAUGUCCGACAGCUAUUUUACAAUAUGAUGAAUAA
This is a messenger RNA of Acanthoscelides obtectus, 594 nucleotides long. Lineage: Eukaryota; Metazoa; Arthropoda; Insecta; Coleoptera; Chrysomelidae. The record is from the annotation of a GenBank genome assembly.